GAAAGUAGAGAUAUGACAUGAGUGAUUUUGUAAAUGGUUGAGUUUUCACUUAUGUCUUGGAAUUUUAAGUUGAACCCUUUAGACCGAACUCGAACUCGAAAGUCCACGUUUAGCGCAAGAAGUAGUUCCAUAGCAGUGCAAACUGCGGAGUGCGGAGCGAACUCCCAAAAGUGAACAAAAUUUAAAAAAAAAAGAAAAAAGAAAGAAAAAUGGGAUGAAGUUAGCUGGAUAUCGAAAUCUGGCAGAGCAAGGAAGGCAUUGAUAUUUGAUGGAGCCACGAAACCCUUCUCCUUCUCCGUCGCCGUCUCCGGUGCGAGUCCUCAUUCGCCCUCCCUCCUCCUCCUCCUCCUCCUCCUCCGCCGCCGGCCCCUCGCCUACGCCUACGCCGCCGCCGCCGCUCCCUCGCUCCGACGGCGUGGUCGUCGUCGGCUUCGUCGCCCGCCGACACGACGAUUCCGCGCAGCUCCUCAACCGAGUCAUCGACUCCAACGCCUUCGCCUCCGGCAAUCUCGACACGCCGCUGCUCGUCGACGAUGAGGAAGCCAGGGAGUGGUUCAGGCGGAGGAGAAUCAGCUACUUUCACGACCACGAUAAGGGGAUUUUGUUCCUUCAGUUCUCUUCUACUCUCUGUCCCUCGAUUCACGCCGAUGAUGACGCCGCGCCGCCGGGGUUCGACUCCGCUGUCGAGGAGCACGAGUUCGGUGAUCUCCGGGGAAUGCUUUUCAUGUUCUCUGUUUGUCAUGUUAUCAUAUAUAUUGAGGAGGGGUCACAUUUUGGUACUAGGAGUUUAAGGAAUUUUCGUGUCCUGCAAGCAGCCAAGCAUGCUAUGGCUCCAUUUGUUAGAUCCCAAACUAUGCCGCCUUUACCCUCUAGGUCGCAUCCUACGUCAUCCUCCCGACCUGCUGCUUCGGCAGCGAACAAUUCUUCUCCAGGUAGAGGUGGUGGUAACUUGAGUCGCAAUGUGUCGGCCAUAUCUCUCAUGUCAGGUUUAGGUUCUUAUGCUUCUUUGUUUCCAGGACAGUGCAUACCUGUUACACUGUUUGUAUUCGUAGAUGACUUCUCCAAUUUAUCAAAUUCCAGUGCAAAUGGGGAGGAGUCUUCAGAUGUCUCUUCAGUUAGUCAAUCUUCUAGUUUGAGUGGUGUAACCAAGGGAAACUUGCCUGCUAAAGGUUCUGGUUCGGUAGUUGUGCUGGCACGCCCUGCAAGUCGAUCUGAAGGUGGGUUUAGGAAGAAACUACAGUUGUCUCUUGAAGCACAAAUUCGCUUUCUGAUUAAGAAAUGUAGGACGUUGUCAGGCUCCGAAAUAACUCAUUCGGGUGUGAGAACUGGGGGUACCUCAACUUCUGCACCUCUGUUUUCACUUGAUGCAUCAAGGACAGUUGUCUUGUUAGACCGGUUUUCAAAUCAAAGAGGCGAGUCUCUUGAGUUUGCCAGUGGACUUGUUGAAGAUGUCUUAAAUGGAAAAGCAACCUCAGAUUCUCUUCUGCUCGAAAGCCAUGGUCAAAGUUCAAGCAAAGAAGAUUUAAUAUCAGUUAAGGAGUUCAUUUACAGGCAAUCUGAUAUUUUGAGGGGGAGAGGAGGACUCAUUAAUACCAACAGUGGCUCAGCUGCUGGUGUUGGUAUGGUUGCUGUUGCAGCAGCUGCAGCUGCUGCCUCAGCUGCAUCUGGGAAAACUUUCACUACUCCUGAUCUUCCAAAUCUUGAAGUUUGGUUAUCUUCUAGUCGUCAUAUCUUGAGUGGAGUUCUCUGUGCAAAAGGUGGUUGCUUGGAUGAAUUUGAAAUCAUCAAAAGAAAACCUCGUCCAAGGAAUAAUGUUUCAUCAACAGUGGAAGGAUCUUUGAAGAGUACAAAUCCUCUAGAUGUUGCAGUAUCUUGGUUACAAAGUGGUAGAGGGUUGAACACUAAAUUCUCUACUUUGUGGUGUCAAAGAGCCAUUCCAUCUGCAAAGGAGAUUUAUUUGAAAGAUUUGCCUGCUUGUUAUCCUACUUCACAACACAAAACCCAUUUAUAUAAGGCUUUGCAUGCAUUUCGCUCAAUGGUAAAAGGACCUGCAGUGGAACUAUUUGCAAAAAGGUUGGAAGAGGAAUGCACUUCCAUAUGGAAUUCAGGAAGGCAACUAUGCGAUGCUGUUAGUUUGACUGGAAAUCCAUGCAUGCACCGAAGGCAUGAUAUUGAAACCAAUAAUUCAGACAGAGCCUUGCCCAAGCCACAUUCAAGUGGCUAUUUUUUCCUUCAUGCCUGUGCUUGUGGUCGUUCCCGACAGUUAUGUCCUGAUCCCUUUGAUUUUGAAUCAGCUGAUGCUAGUUGCUUCUUUGACUGUGAUAAGCUACUUCCUGCAGUAAAAUUACCAGAAAUAGUGUUUGCAGGACCUGUUCAAUCUUCCUCUUGGAGUUUGCUUCGUAUUGGGGGUGCAAGAUACUAUGAAUCUUCUAAAGGCUUACUUCAAAGUGGAUUUUGCGUCACUGAGAAAUUUCUUUUGAAAUGGACAAUAUACCUAGAGAAACAGAAAAGACCAAAUGACUCAACAGAGAGUAUAGUGAAGCAAGAUUCUGUAAUUAGGGCACCCAAGGUUGAAUAUAGUGCAGAUUCAAGGAAAACUGGUGUUAGGCAAGCCCAUGCUGCUGUGCAGGAUGGAGUGGAAGACCAAGGAACAUCUUUAGAUAUCAUGAAGGCUGAUGAUAAAAAGAUAAGUUUUGGUAGAGGUUUCCCUAUUUUCAAAAUGAGGAAACCUUUUUCUGAGGUUGUUGCUGGAUCAGCAGCUAGUGAUUCAGGAUUCCCUCCUCUUCAACAAAGGAAGUUACCUACCCCAGGUUCUGAAAAGGGUAUGAAAGAAAGCAGGUCAAGUAAUCAGAAUGUUGAACAGGUUAAUGCUGCCAUUGAUCAUCAAAUAUCUCAAAAAUCUCAACAUGUAUCAUCUACACAGGAACAUCUUGAUGGUAAUGGAAAUAAUAAUAUCUGCAGGGAUGAUGAUCCUUUUUUGAGGAUAGGGAGCAAUGUAGUACCUGUAUACUUGAAUGGAGGUGAAAGGAACAAAUCACACUCUUUAAAGCAUGCUAUAGUAUAUGUUGGAUUUGAGCAUGAAUGCCCCCGUGGCCACCGUUUUCUGUUGAAUGCAGAACACCUCACUGAACUUGGACCUUCAUACUCAUUAUCUGAAGAAUCUCGAAUGUCUUCUAUGGAGCCUGCUGGCAGAAAUCAGGCAUAUCAAACUAAAGUAAGCAAGAAUGCUUCCUGGAACAAAGCUCAUCGUAGCUCAAAUGAAAUUCUUUCUACAAUCUCAAAUAAGGAAAGAGAUGUGAACAAAUCUAAUGAAAUGAUUCCUAAUGGUGAUUCGAAUUCCGAUGGAUUAAUACAUACUUCCAUUCCACUAAAGCAACAUAAUUUGACAUCAAUGAAUGCAUUGUCAAAACCUGUGAAUCUUAUAAAAGAUAAUGGAGGGGAUCUUCAAGCUAUUAGCAUGGAUAAUGAUGAUCUUGCAUUCUCCAUGUUGAAUCAAAACUUGCCUGUCUACAUGAUCUGUCCUCACUGCAGGCAUUCGAGGAAUAAGAAGGAUACACCCAAGGUUAAGUUUGCUAGUGGGAUCUCACAGCUUAAAAGGAUUUUUCUGGUGACACCUGCAUUUCCAGUGAUACUAGCAACAUGCCCUGUUGUACAAUUUGAGACAUCAUGCCUGUCUCCCUCAGUUCCAGAUCGUGAACAAAAGUUGCAGUUUAGCCUUGGAUGUCAAGUGAUCUUGCCACCAGAGAGCUUCCUUACUCUUAAAUUACCAUUUGUGUAUGGUGUGCAGCUUGAAGAUGGAAACAAACAUCCUCUUAACCCCUUUGAACAACAGCCUGAAAUGACUGCCUGGAUCACCAAGGGCACAAUACUGCAGAUCUUGUCCAAGGGGAACAGUGAUGAGGGAUAUCAAACACAGUAAAAGCUUACUAAAUCUUUGAGUGGCCUUGCUAGAGUGAAAAUGAAAGAAUGUCACUAGCUUCUACAAAACUCAGGACAAGUAAUUUUGUGGAUGAUGGAUAUGGUCCAGAAUUGAAUUGCUGAGCUGUAAUAUAAACGAGUUGAGUUCAUUACUCGGCUCUGUGGUUGGCUUUCUAGCCUGUUCAUAAGCUCUUCUAUAUCUCGUGCAAAUUCAUAUUUCUGGUAUUGCUGUCUGGAUUGAUUUGGAUGAUACUGCCCUUUACAAAUGAAAAAAAAUUCUAUGGUUGGGAGGAAUCUGAGAUAUGUGCAUCAAUAGCCAGAGAAUUAGAAUGGACCUAAUAAUGGUGAAUCCCAUUUUAGUUAUUGUUGAUGAAAGGGUGGAUGGCAGCAUAUACAUAGAAGAUGAUGUUCUUCAACGUGAGGCACAAUAUAUGAGCGGUGAUAUUGAUCCUGUGCAUUUGAAUGUUAUGCUAAAAGCACAAAUGGAUAAAAGGGGCAAGCGAAGAAGAAAUUAUGAGCAUUGGUGUUUCCUGAUUUCCUGGAGGGGGCAAUACGAUAAAUGUAAGCUUGCUGAUCAUCAAUGGGGGUAAAAAAUCGUUCAACUGGAACCUGUGGAUGGCCUUUGUGAAAUUUUCAAAUCGAGUAUUCUUUAUAAUGUUGAAACUUUGUUGGUUUACGCAUUACGUUAUCAACUAAUGAGCAUUAGAGGGGAACAAGCAAACUAUGUACUUUUAUUAGUAAGCUUCCAUUUUAGUCCAUGAGACUAUAAGCCAUUGGUCGCUUCAUUUUA
Cajanus cajan (pigeon pea) is the source of this 4708-nucleotide messenger RNA. The record is from RefSeq and is a predicted model, not a curated record. Lineage: Eukaryota; Viridiplantae; Streptophyta; Magnoliopsida; Fabales; Fabaceae.